GAGCAUAGUAUCCUUGUCCUUAGUUCUCCUGUAGUGGCCGGUUCGAGAAGAGCUGCCACAAGGGGAAAUUUGUCUCGCCUUCCAAUAAGCGCCUGCACCCUUCGCAAGAACACAAGCAUCAGCGGACCGCUAAUUCACUCACCAUGUCGUACUGCACGCGAGUUCUUCGCGCACAGAGACUGUCUGCUCUUGCGGCAGAUAUCCAGCAACGAUGCUUCAGCGCAAGCCCUUUGAGUUUCGCUGCUGCAAAAGUUGCAAUGUCCAAAUUCGACUCGGACAGCUAUCUUCCGUAUGACAAAUUAGAGGAAAAUCUUAAAAUUGUCAAGAAAAGAUUGAAUCGGCCACUGACCUUAUCCGAGAAAGUUCUUUAUUCGCAUCUCGAUGAGCCCAACAAUCAAGAUAUCGUCCGUGGUACUAGCUACCUCCGAUUGCGGCCGGAUCGAGUUGCUAUGCAAGAUGCAACCGCACAAAUGGCUAUGUUGCAAUUUAUCAGCUCCGGGUUGCCGAAAGUUGCAGUGCCUUCCACCAUACACUGCGAUCACUUGAUCGAGGCUCAAAUCGGCGGUGACCAGGAUUUGAAGCGUGCCAAAGAUAUUAAUAAAGAGGUUUACAAUUUCCUGAAGACCGCAGGCGCCAAAUAUGGUGUUGGCUUUUGGAACCCGGGUUCUGGUAUCAUCCAUCAGAUCAUCCUUGAGAACUAUGCCUUCCCGGGUCUUCUAAUGAUCGGUACCGACUCUCACACUCCGAACGGAGGUGGUCUAGGGUGCUUGUGCAUUGGCGUUGGCGGUGCUGAUGCCGUGGACGUGAUGGCGAACAUCCCGUGGGAGCUAAAGUGCCCCAAAGUAAUUGGCGUGAAGCUGACCGGAGAACUGAAAGGCUGGACCAGUCCCAAGGACAUCAUUUUGAAAGUGGCUGGCAUUCUCACUGUCAAGGGUGGCACCGGCGCCAUCGUCGAGUACUUUGGCCCGGGUGUCGACAGCAUCAGCUGCACCGGAAUGGCCACCAUUUGCAACAUGGGUGCUGAAAUCGGCGCCACCACCUCGAUCUUCCCAUACAAUUACAGAAUGCAGGAUUACUUGAAGGCUACUAGCCGCUCCGAGAUCGCUGGAGCCGCUGAUCAGCACAAGAACAGCUUGUUGACGGCUGACCCCAACGCCAAGUACGAUCAAAUUAUCGAGCUGGAUCUGUCGACUUUAGAGCCACAUGUGAACGGGCCCUUCACGCCGGACUUGGCUCAUCCAAUCUCCAAACUUGGUGAGAAUGCUAAGAAGAACGGCUGGCCAAACGAGAUCAAAGUUGGCUUGAUCGGUUCCUGCACCAAUAGCUCCUACGAGGACAUGGGUCGAUGCGCGAAUAUUGCCAAGCAAGCUCUGAAGCACGGCCUGAAAGCGAAAUCUGCGUUCAACGUCACUCCUGGCUCCGAGCAAAUCCGCGCGACAAUUGAACGUGACGGAAUCGCCCAAACUCUUCGGGAAUUCGGAGGUACAGUGCUAGCCAACGCCUGCGGGCCCUGCAUUGGCCAAUGGGACCGCCAGGACAUCAAGAAAGGAGACAAGAACACGAUCGUUACGUCAUACAAUCGAAACUUCACAGGACGAAACGAUGCUAAUCCGGCUACACACGCGUUCGUUACCAGCCCCGAACUUGUCACCGCGUUAUCCAUCGCAGGUCGUCUCGAUUUCAAUCCGGUCAUGGAUAAGCUGAAGGGCAAGGACGGAAAAGAGUUUCUCCUGGAUAACCCGUACGGUGACGAAUUGCCCAACCGCGGCUUCGACCCUGGCUUGGACACUUUCGACUCGCCACCGUCGGACGGUUCCAAGGUUAAAGUUGACGUAGACUCGAAGAGCCAAAGAUUACAAUUGCUAGAACCCUUUGAUAAAUGGAACGGCAAGGACCUGGAGGAUCUGACAGUCCUGAUUAAGGUCAAAGGCAAAUGCACCACGGAUCAUAUCUCCGCGGCAGGUCCGUGGCUCAAGUAUCGUGGGCAUCUCGAUAAUAUUUCCAACAACAUGUUUAUCGGCGCUGUCAAUGCUGAAAAUGGCGAGGUGAACAAGAUCAGAAAUCAGGUGACGAACGAAUGGGGUGCCGUUCCUGACGUCGCCCGCGAUUACAAAAAGAAGAAUGUAAAAUGGGUGGCGGUAGGCGACGAGAAUUACGGUGAGGGUUCCUCCAGGGAGCACGCUGCCUUGGAACCCCGCCACUUGGGUGGCCGUGCUAUCAUCGUCAAAAGUUUUGCUCGUAUUCACGAGACGAACUUAAAGAAACAAGGUCUCUUGCCCUUGACCUUCUCGAAUCCUGCGGACUACGAUAAAAUCCAGCCUUCCGACAAGAUCAGUCUUCUUGGGUUAAAUGAUCUAGCGCCUGGCAAGCCGGUGAAAGCGCAAAUCAAGCACAAGGAUGGCAAGGUCGACACCAUCAGCCUAAAUCACACGAUGAACGAACAGCAGAUCGGUUGGUUCAAAGCCGGCUCCGCGUUGAACCGUAUGAAGGAAAUUUCCAGCAGACGAUAAGCCAACCACCCAUACUCGACAGAAUUAGCCAAUAGCCGUAACGCGUGACGCAUUUGUGGAAAUGGAACAAAUAUGCCACAGAAUGGAGCAAAUCUGAUUAGGGUGUCUGAAGUCGUCAUCGCGUUUUGGGUAAGCGAUACCUAGAUGUCUAGAUGUAACCCAACACGUACAUUCAGGGAGUACAUCAUAAAGGUAUCUAAAAGACAUUUUUAUGGGUCCCUCGUGUGAUUGUCUGGGGAGAUCUUGACUUUUAUCUUUGACCAGCGCGUGUUGCCGCAAUUUGACAAUACUAUUCUCUUUUAUGGUGCGGCAGGGAUGACUCGAAAUCAGAAACUCUGAUAAAUGCGAUCUCCAUUCUAUGGCAUGCCGGCGUAGUUAUAAUCAUAGAUCAAACGUAUCGGCCUGAAUCAUGCCGAUGCGCUCAUGUACAGCUCAACAUGUUGUUAUAUGUACAUAUUUAUCACAAACAUGCUCUUUAGCUAUCAUUUACCAGCUGUUGACGGGUUUUAGAACAGUGUACCGUCACGUUGUUAAUGAGGACAAAUAAACUAUUAGGCAGUGAAUAAUA
Molecule: messenger RNA, 3078 nt
Organism: Harpegnathos saltator (Jerdon's jumping ant)
Lineage: Eukaryota; Metazoa; Arthropoda; Insecta; Hymenoptera; Formicidae
Product: probable aconitate hydratase, mitochondrial
Exons: 9
Coding region: 144-2510 (788 amino acids)
Biological process (GO): tricarboxylic acid cycle
Cellular component (GO): cytosol; mitochondrion
Molecular function (GO): aconitate hydratase activity; 4 iron, 4 sulfur cluster binding
Source: RefSeq, a predicted model, not a curated record